Bubalus bubalis (water buffalo) is the source of this 1693-nucleotide messenger RNA. It is a transcript of the gene CHST4, whose product is annotated as carbohydrate sulfotransferase 4. Gene Ontology annotation, molecular function: N-acetylglucosamine 6-O-sulfotransferase activity. The record is from RefSeq and is a predicted model, not a curated record. NCBI's taxonomy places the organism in Eukaryota, Metazoa, Chordata, Mammalia, Artiodactyla, Bovidae. The transcript is spliced from 2 exons. Gene Ontology annotation, biological process: carbohydrate metabolic process; N-acetylglucosamine metabolic process; protein sulfation. Bases 518 to 1693 code for a protein of 391 amino acids. Gene Ontology annotation, cellular component: Golgi membrane.
UUCUCUCCUCUUUUUGCAACAGAGAUUAAGAGUAAGGUAUCACAUUGGGUUAUUUUGGCUGUCAUUGUCCUGUGACUUCCCUAUCAACCUCAAGUACUUCUGGAGUCCCUUUCCUUUCUCCACUUUGCCCUAAGAGAGUUAACCCUUCCACUGCCUUCAAGGAAGUUAGCAUCUAGCAUCACCUUCCAGUUGUGGGAGAGAAUACUUCCUCCUUUGCUUCUCCAGGCCCAGCCCAUUCAAGCAGCGUCUCCCCACCCCCUCGAGUCUCUUAGAGUUAAAGCUGCUGGGAUCACAUCUCCCUGGCAGCCAGUGCUUUCUUAACCCGGUCUUGGAAGGUAGCUGAUUUCUACCAGAGGAAGAAGACAGUGAAAUGUGCUCUACUGAGUAGGGAUGGUUAUGCAAGAUUCGAGGAGGAGAAGGAAGCUGAGAGAGGAGCUGGUGAGUCAGAGGAAAAAAGCUGUACAGCUUAGCUGGCAGAGCCUUCAGAGUGGUGGAGAAGCCCAAGCUGUUGACAAGCAUGAUACCACCCAAAAGAAUGAAGCUCCUGCUGUUCCUGGCUUCCCAGAUGGCCAUCUUCAUUCUGUUCAUCCUUGUGUACUCCCACAAUGACAACUCCCUGCAGGUGAAGGAGGAACCCAAGUCCCCGCACACGCAUGUGCUGGUCCUGUCUUCGUGGCGCUCUGGCUCCUCUUUUGUAGGGCAGCUUUUUGGACAGCACCCAGAUGUCUUUUACCUGAUGGAGCCCGCCUGGCACGUGUGGAUGACCUUCACACAAAGCACAGCCCAGAGGCUGCAUAUGGCUGUGCGGGACCUCAUUCGGGCCAUCUUUCUGUGUGACAUGAGUGUCUUUGAUGCCUACAUGAAUCCUGGCCCCCGGAAACAGUCCAGCCUAUUCCAGUGGGAUGGCAGCCGGGCCCUGUGUUCCCCACCUGCCUGCAACCUCUUCCCGCGAGAUAAGAUCAUACCCCAGGCCCACUGCAGGAUUCUGUGCCACCAGCAGCCCUUCGAGGUGGUGGAGGAGGCCUGCCGCACCUACAGCCACGUGGUGCUCAAGGAGGUGCGCUUCUUCAACCUGCAGGUGCUCUACCCUCUGCUGAGAGACCCUUCCCUCAACCUGCACAUUGUGCACCUGGUCCGGGACCCCCGCGCAGUGUUCCGGUCCCGAGAACACACCACGAAUGAACUUAAGAUUGACAGCCACAUUGUGAUGGGGCAGCACUGGCAGAAACUCAAGAAGGAGGAUCAACCUUACUAUGCGAUGCAAGUCAUCUGCCAAAGCCAGCUGGAGAUCUUCAAAGCUGUACAGUCCUUGCCCAAAGCCCUAAGGCAGCGCUACCUGCUCGUGCGCUAUGAGGACUUGGUCCGGGACCCCCUGGGCCAAACUGCCCGAAUGUAUGAAUACGUAGGGCUGAAAUUCUUGCCCCGGCUCCAGACUUGGGUACAUAAUAUCACUCGAGGCAAGGGCAUGGGUAAGCACGCCUUCCACACAAAUGCCAGGAAUGCGCUCAAUGUCUCUCAGGCCUGGCGCUGGUCCCUGCCUUAUAAAAAGGUUUUUCGACUUCAGAAAGUCUGCAGGAAUACCAUGAACCUGCUGGGCUACCACCUUGUCACAUCAGACCAAGAGCAGAAAAACCUGUCGCUGGAUCUUCUGUCUACCUGGAGCCCCUAUGAGCUGGUCUACCAAGAGGAUUAA